Messenger RNA from Caenorhabditis auriculariae, 42729 nucleotides. The record is from the annotation of a GenBank genome assembly. NCBI's taxonomy places the organism in Eukaryota, Metazoa, Nematoda, Chromadorea, Rhabditida, Rhabditidae.
AUGUUGUUCACCGGCGGCACAUCGUCGAAACCGAAACGGGAGGACAAAAAGGACAAAAAACUCGAACGAGGUUCUUUUAUUUGUUUAUUUCUUUGGAAAAAGGGGGGGGGGAUUAAAAAGUUUAUUUCAUUUUUCUGUAGCAUAGUUUUGGUUUGUUCAAAUUUUAAUUUCCAAGCUCAAGCUCCGCCCCUAAUGUCGCGGUAACCCAAUCAGAGAGCGAGCCACCCAGAGAGCGUUUUCGAAUGACGUCAUUGUAUUUAUGAACAAAAUAUAAACAGACUUUUUUUCUAUCAUUCAGCUCUUUUAUAGGAAUUUAGGGUCAGAUCUCUUAGCCCCCAAAACUCUAGUGGACCCUAAAGGGGUCUAUCAAUUUCCUAUUUAUUCAGUUUUUCCCAUGGAAAGGCUUUUUCGCUUAGAGUUCACAACAGUUAUCGAAUAGAAAGUCCCUUAUAGGGGCCACUAACCAAAACCCUAGGAGGACCACUUUUGAAAGCUUUAGUGGCCCCUACAGGAGUUUGUAAGGAGUUCCCUAGAGGGGACCCUUAAAAAGCGUUUACCAAUUUUUUAGUUAAUUUUCAACCACAAAGCGGAGAGACAUCCCUUGUUAGACUACGUUUUUUUCUUCUUAGACCCCUGCUUCAGACGAAAAGUACGAACUGCAAGAGAAUGUCUUCGUCCGCUGGGCGAACUCGCUGCUCGCCGGCGAGCGACUCAGCGACUGGAGACAGCUCCACGAGCCGGCGAUCGGCGCCCUCGUCGUUCAGGUCAUUAUCUGCCAGCCCGUGGUUCGUUUUAUUGAUGUUCUGAUGCGUCCCGGGUCGUCCAGCAAUUUGAAGUAGUUGCCCCUCGAAUUUUAGAGUUUGUGAAAAUGUAGGACACAAUCCAGCACAGUCCAAGUCAGUAAGGCCGGUGAGAAAAAGGAGAGCGCAGACUAAUCAGACGUUUUAGAGUCGUGGUGAAUGAAGAAUAAUUUGAUAUAGUCAAUGUUUCGCGACUUGAAAGGCGAAGGAGGCGGGGCAAGGGGCGUAACGUGUGCGUUCGCGGUUCUAGGAACGAGUUCAAUUCAAUUGUCGCCGACUAUUUAAAAAGCUCGGCAACCGCUCUUUUUAAAUGUUUUCUACUAUUUUUUGAUGCAUACAUGAACAUAAUCAUUAAAUAAUUGAAAAAGGAAUGAAAAAAAAAGCGAAAAACGGGCUUUUCAAAGAGUCGAGGGUGGUUGAAUUGAACACGUGCCAAAAACCGCGAACGCACACGCUACGCGUCCCGCCCCUUGCCCCGCCUCCCUCGCCUUUCAAGUCGGGAAACAUUGACUAUACAUCGUCAGAAAAAAAGUCUGAUUACUCUGCUCUAUCUUUACGACCCACUCUCAUGUUUAAGAGGUUAUCUCACUUACCUUUGAGAGGGAAGAGGGUGCAGACAAUCCAGACUUUCUCAUAUCAUCAAUUGAUUUUCACAUUUCCUGUCUCAUUUGUUCAAUUUUCAGUUGCUCACUGGAGCCCCGAGCGAAGACUGGUCGACGCUACUUGCAAUCAUUGGCGAUUCAAAAAUAAACUUGGGCGAACUUUGCGAAGGCCAGCAGAAGGUUUUUGGGCCAAUUUAUAACUUGAAACGGGAUUUUUCUAUGAUUUCAGGCGGUUAUUGCCUUUUGGUGGUCUUUGGUACAAUUUUUCUGGAAACAUUACGCGCCGAUGCAACUUCGCGAAGAGAAGGUAGGGACCGCAACCCAUAUUUUGAAAAUAAUCAUGAGCUUCAAAAUUUGCAUGGUCUGAUAUCUGCUACAAUUUCAAAUUCAGAAUCGUUUGGUUUGUCGAAAACGAUAAGGAUUAGGGAUGAAAAAAGUUAUGACAAAAACUGUGGCGCGCCGCUGACUAUUUUUAGUACUGAAAUCUUGGUAUUCAGCCUUCUUUUUUCGAUUUUUCUUCUAGAAUAAGCUUUGAUACUGGUUUAUUUUGAUGUAAGAAAUCAUAAUAGAGUGUUAAAAUGAUGAUAAUUUGCUAGUUUUCGGGAAAAGUCGCAAUUUUCGAUAACUGGCGCUUGCCGGCAUCGAACCCCGAAAACAGGAAAAGAUCAAAAACGAACUCACUUUGAGUUUUUUUUUGUGGAAAAAGUUCCUUUCUCGUGUUUCUUAUGCUAUAGGAAAUAACAGUAGACGUUUCAGAAAAAUGAAAAAAAUCGAAAAAAAUCAGUUUUUUUAAUCUUUUUCCUAUAGUACAGUAGUCUAUGGCGCUAAGAAGAUGUUUCUUUUUAUUUUCAAGUACUCAUAUCUAUGACUAUUUACCACGGGAGUUUGGACCAGAUGUACAAUGUUCACCACACACACUUUCCUUGUCAGUAAAUGUGAAAGAAAUUAGAAAAAAAUUAUAGAUUAAUCAAAUUUUUUUCAACGUUUCCAGCUUUCCGAAGCAAUCAAACAAUGGUGUCUGGAGUCGACUCGAGAGUACGACGAAGUCAACGUCUGCGAUUUCACGUCUUCUUGGCGCGAUGGCUACGCCUUCAACUACUUGCUUCACUCUUUCAAGUCAGAUUUUGGCAACGUUGAACUUAUUUUCUUUUAAUAUGGAUCCAGCUGCGACUCUGAGUCUCAAGAAAGUGAUAGAAAAAUCACAGAAACAGGCAAUUUUCGAUUUUGAGAGUAAAAUCGGAGCGCAGCUUGCAAGUCAGUUUAGUUAGAUCGAGAAAAGAUAACUUAUUUUAUUUUGAGGCGAAUCAAGUUUUUUUUCAUUGAUUUAAUAAAAAAUGUUCUUAGCAAACUUGUGAUCUGAAAAUAUAAAAUUUAUCGCGAAAAAUUUUAUUAUCGAUUAAGCAAAUAGAGUCUUAUCCUAUGCCUUUUAACCCUAAAAAGAGCAGUUUUUUUGGAAUUUGGUUUGCAUCAAGCUCCUUAAAUAGGUUUGAGGGGAAAGGGAAUGAAAAAAACGUGAAAAAAACAAAAACAAAAAGUUCUUGAAAGUUCACCAAAAGUUUAUUUCAAUAUUUAGGAAGUUUGUAGGCGAUCAGAGAUCAAAAAAAUUCAAUUUUUUUAAGAUAAAAAAAGAAACGAAUCCGAAAAAAAGUGGUUAUUCUAAAAAAACAAGCGCCACAUCAUUUUGGUUAGAGUUGAAGCUUUGAAAAACUAAAAAAACUCCUGAGUGGAAUACAGACCAACAGAGCAUCAUAAUUAGAACUUGAAAAAAAAACAUUUUUCAGAGUUUCUCUGAUACAUUUUUCGGAAUAAAGAACUUAUUUGGAGUGAACAAUCAGCUUAAAAAUGAAACCAUUUUUUUGAAACUUUAGUUAUAUCAAAAGCAAACUAAGAGGAUCAUUAAUAACAUUACUAUGAUUGUAAGUGAUCAGUUUCACAAAUUAAAUAUAUAUUUUUGCAGCAAGAAGCUGGUGAACCUCUCGCGAAUCGCCGAAAUGGGCGCCAUCGAACGAUUGGAAUGCGCGUUCGCGACGGCCGAGAAGGAGCUUCGCGUGGCGCGGCUGUUGAUGGCAAGAGGUACUCGGAAAGAUAAAAAAGAACGGAAAAAAGCCGGAGGCGGGAAAUUUUCUUCCGGACCGACGGAUGAAAGGUCGGCGAGAAAAGAAGAGGGCGCAGGAGGAUACGCCAACCCAACGUGCACCCAUGUGGUUUUGCGCAACCUUUAUCGAUCGAAUCGGGGCCUCCGUCUUGAAGGAAUUCCCGUUUUUGUUUGUCCGAUCGCAUUCUAUAGCCUGUUUGUCGAUUUAUCUCCCGUUUAUUGCCGGAAAUUUUAAUUUGAGUAGGGUUUCGCUUGAUUUUAAGUUGAAGUUUGAAGACUUUCAGAACUUUGUCCUGUCUGGUUUUCUGAGAAAAUUGAAAUGAUUCUCGUUUUUUCCUUCUAUUCUUUCACUAAGCUCUUUCAAAGUUCCGAAAUCACUUGAAAACUCGAGUUUUGAACUCAAACUAAAGAUGAAUUUCCGUGUUUGUUAUUAGGACCGCUGUCGAUUUAUCUCCCGUUUAUUGGUGUCUAACUUAUGAGAAAAAUUCCAGAUUAUUUUGCUCAUUUUCAGUUUUUAUGGUCCUUUUUGUCGAUUUAUUUCAAUCUCAAAAGCUGAGGCUCAACCUUAGUAAGAAUUUAAAGGAUUUCAAAGUAAGUCUAGUCAGGCUUUUUGAGAAAAUUAAGCUUUUCUUCUAUUUCCUUCUUUUACCUGCUACUCUUCCCCUGAAACCCAUUCAAAUCAGUUUUUUUACUGACUUUUUGUGAGCUUUUUCAAAAAAUCAUGAAAACGGGAGUUUUGGAGCCUUUUUGUUCUCUAUUUUAUUGCUUGAAAAUUUAAUUUAAGUAAGUUUUUGCAUGAUCUCUAUAGCAGUUUAAGCGUGAAGUUACGGAAAUAAAACUAAUGAACAAUAGUUCUCAUUUAUCCCUUUAUUUUAGCCUUACCAGUACUUUCGAUUUGACGGCUUCCCUGAAAGUCAACGAAAAUUCGAAUUUUGGACUCAACUCGAGGCUUUUCAUUUAGAAGGUUUUGGAAGAAAAUUGGGCUCUAUGUCUGUUUAUAACAUUUGUUUCUCCACUUAACUCAAUUAAUUGGAGAAUGGAGAAAAUCCGAGUUUUGGACUCAAAUUAAAGAAUUUCGAAGUGAAAAUAAGUCUGAUUUUGAAGGGUGAAUUUCUGUUUAUCCUUUUGAGAAUUGCCAAAAACUGCGGAAGUUUUGACCUUGGUUUUAUGUGAUAAACUAUACCUAAGGCCAUAUUGACUUGAUAGAAUCAACCGUUUUUAGGUACAUAGUCCAACGUUUCAAAUAGUGACUCAAACCAACAUUUUGUACCAAAAAUUUCGGACGUCGUUAUUUUUGCCUAUUGUUUCAUGUUUUCUCGCUCCGUUCUUUUCAUUGCUGAAAAUUAUUUUUUGGUCUGCUAUGGUUUCUUUUUUCAGAAUGGAACAGAAGAACUUUUCUUUUUGAGACUCAUUCUUGAAUUUUUCCGCAAGCCCUGAAAAGCUUCUGUGAGGAAAAUUUUUUUUAAAGUUUAUUUUAAUCAGUUUUUUUUAUCAAGUCUAUACCUAAGUACCGAACUUCAUUUAUUCCUAUAGAAUGAAACUUUUAAAGAGGUAAAUUAUUCUUUCUAUUUUCGUUUUUCUAUGAGCCUUUUUAUUUCUUUGAUUUCAAAAAAAUUUGGCGAUUUCGAUUCAUUUUUCUUUAUUAGGUUGUUUACUAAGUUUCUUUCUUUUUUGAAGGACUUUUUUUUAAAAAAGUUUUCAACCAGAAAAGCACUUCUCACAAUUUUGCUUCAUAUAGUAUUUACAACCACACAAGCUGAAGUUCAGAUUAAAACUAACUGUAUCCCUAUAACACUAUGCAGAAAAAAGAUACAGAACUUUGUCCGAACUCGAAAAAUCUCGAUUUUUGGAAAGUUUUGCGAAUUUAUUUUUUAUCUUACUUUUUCAAUCUUAUCUUGCGAACAAGUUACAUAAAACGUAAACUGAGGUCGUGUGGUUGCUCGUGAAAGUUUCCGUUAGCUCCCAAAAAAUUUGAGAAAUGAGUUAUUUAUUCAAAAGCCAGACCAUACAAAUUUAUGAUUGGUCAAUAUUGUUGAAAUAAUGCGCGUCCUGUUUUCGUUUGAUAUCACCCGAAGUACAUUCGUAAUUAUCUAUCAGGUUUGGGGUUUUGAAAAAAAUUAUAGGCAUAACGUUAGCAACCGGCAGCUAUCGUGAAACUCGAGGAUUUAAUUUUACAGCCUUUUUUCAUCAAAAAAUUUUUAUAGCACCAUGGCAGUGGUUUCUAUCCACUCUCUAAUUUUCUGCCCUUUUGCUAUCUCUCUAGUUAAUAAAAAACAAGUACAACAAAGGUCACUGCAGCCAUGUGUCAAAGCAGAAGUGGUUCAACUGAGUUUUUCCGGCCUAAAAUUUUGAUAAACGGUAAUCAACUGAAAUGACAGCUUGAUUAACUUCUGGAGGCUCUCUGACGGUGUCGAACGUUUAGACCUUCUGAAGAAAACGUGACCGAUACAGACAAUGUCUGUACUGAAUAACCACAAAAAAUCAAAAUCAUCCUCAAAGCCGUUGAUGAGAAAAGCGUCUAAAUGUUCAGCGACCAUGUCAUUGUCAUUGAUCACUGACCGAAAUUUUUGAAGAAAAAAGAUUUUUAGGCUGGUUUUUUGUUUAAAAAGUCAGCUUGCCUACUCUAUCUGUACUUCCAUCCUCCCUCGUUGUUAUCAACUACAAAACAUUGAAUCAUAAAUUUUUUUUAGAAUAAACAAAAAAAAUUUUUCUAAGAGGGGUUGAAAUCGAGUUAGUUGCCCUUUUUUGAGUAUAUCAUUGCUCGUUUUAAAGUCAAGAACUCCAAAAUUAACAGACAUGUUAACAGAUAGCUGAGGAUGACGGGGGAGAAAUUGUUUGCUGUUUGAAUCCAAAAUUGAAAAGUUAUACACCAAGUAACUUUCAACCGAAAAAAGAAAGAAACUUAGUAAACGACCUAAUAUCUUCAUGAAGUUUAGAUAUAUUAUUUUUUUAAACCAGUUGUUUUCUUCUUUCUAAAAAUAUUUUGUGAGAAAAUUUGAUAUUUCUGAGCAAAUUUUAAGCAAGACUUCUGGUUUCAAAGUUGAAUUAUUUUAUUUGCGUCAUGUUUUCUGAAAGCUUUUUAGUUUUGAUUCAUUCCAAGCUUGUUAUAGUCAAUCCUUCCUGACUUGAAAUAGAAUGGAAAAAGGCGAAGCGUUGCAUGUGCGACGCGGCUUUGGGCGGGAACUCGAGGUCAAAAAAAUAAUCAUGGAAAAUUGUAGAAAAAAAUUCUUUAGUAUUUUUUUAUACUUUUUAUUCGUUCGAAUGAAUCUUUUUCUAACCUAUCAAUAAAUACAAUUUAUUGAAAAACUGUCGGAAUAAGAGAAAAAGGAAUGGCUUUUUGAGCUCGAGUUGCCUGCCAGAAGCCGCGUCGCACACGCAACGCUCCACUCAUGCCAGUCUACUCAUUUCAAAUCGGGCAUAAUUGACUAUAUUUAUUUUUUUAUUGUCAGAACAAAGUAUAUAAAUGUACAGUAUCGAUGAAUGUCUUAAAAGGAGGGUUUAGGAGUCAUCAGCGAAAAAGUAGGCAAAAAUAAGAUGGAUUAGAGUGAGAGGCGAAUUUUUUUUUAAUUUUUAAAUGGGUCACUGGGCCCUUGGUAACAAAAACCGAACGUUGGGAGCAAUUCAAGGGAUCACUUAAGCGCUGACGGUAAUAAAGUGGUCACUAAAAAUGCCAUGACACUUCCGGGGCCUACUCAAACUUCGGUAACACGAAUCGGGCAUGUCGAGGCAUUUCUAGUUACCACUUUAGAAGCGUCAGCCCUCUCAAGUGAUCCCUACAACCGCUAAGAAACGUCAGGUUUCCGUUACCAAGGUCCGAGUGAAUAUCAGUCUGGUUGCAAUUAUCAAUAGAGCGUGAUAAACCUCUCGAAACGCGCCUCAUUCGUCAAUAAAUCAAUCGAAGCCAUCGGCCAUUCAUCUCGGAAACGCAAUAAACGAGAGGUUCUUUGAAAUGGGAAAAAAGGGCUCCGUCUGAGAUCGAUCAUAGAAAAGUAAAAAUAAACAAAUACAGGCGUUUCUUUGCAGAACUCCACAGCGAACACCUCGAUGCGCACUCCGUCGUUUGCUAUUUGAUGACCGUUUACCUGUCCAUGAUGAGCCAGUGUAAUUUCCAGGUAAUCUCUUGAUUUCAUCGACUCUAUUUCGGCUUCUUUUCGAAGUCUUUUGUGAGCUUCGAAUAUUGCUCCUAGAAAUAGUAACGAAAGAGAGAGAUCAUUAACCUGAAGAGACGGCAGAGAAGCGAGAAAAGUCUGCUUCUCUAGCGUCUCUUCGGAACUUCUAUUUUUGGUAAUAAGGAACCUUUCAAGAAGACAGUUGGUUCCUUUUUUAUAUUCGCUCGGUUCAAAGCUCUCGAGUGUCUGCGUCUCUCUGUUCCCUCAGCGGCGAGGUUAGAGAAAAAUAAAAACAGCACGUUCAUAUGAGAGAGUCGCCGAGAGACGAAGAGGGCGCAGAGAAGAAUUACGGUUUGAAGUCGCGAAAAAUGGGCUAUAAAAGAUGAUCUAAGGAAUUGAAAUGAAAAUGAGAUGACAAAGUUUUUUCGCCUUUAUUCCCUGGUCAGAAAGUUUCCGAACAGACAGAGAAAAGAACGUUUUCUCACAAGGAAGUCGAUUUUAUUUUCCGCGCGGAAGUUUUUUGGAAAUUCUCCUCCAAAGGGCCCAAUCAAAAAGCUGGAAAAACUUCCCAGUUUUCAAAAAUAAUGUCAAAAUUUUCUCAUUUCACCCGCUUUUGAGACUUUUUUUUGAGUUGAACUUUGAGGUUUUUUUUGUAGAUUUUUUGACGGGUCAAACUUUCAAAUUUUUAUAUGGAUACAACGAAAAAAAUGGGGGAGCAGAUUUUCGAAAAAAAUUCUCAGAAAGGAGAUAAGAUCUUCUUCGUUUUCAGUAAAAUUUUAGACUUUUUCCGACUUUGUAGAAACGGUUCAAAUUUUUUUUCUUAUUUUUAAGGAAGCUUGAAUUUCUAGGAGUUUUUAUUUCCUAACGAAAAGCUGUUGAAACAGCGAAUCAGGAUUACUUUUUCACCACUUUCAGCAAAAACUUUUUUUCACUGUGAAGUAGAUGCGACUGUUUAACACCUGUUCUUUUAGAGAAAUGGAUCAAAAACCGUCGUUUUACCAAAAAAAAAAUUUUUUUGGCGGAGAGCUCUUGAAAAAAAUCGGUUCAUUUUUUUGUGUUGACCAUUUUUGGCGCGGUUUUAUUCUUGAUCUCCGAGUCGAAUGACUUUUUUUCCAAAAAAAGGUAUAUUUUUUUAUUAAUUCAUUUACAUUUCUUAUGAACACUACUUGGUGAAUUUUUUUGAGGGAAGCUCAACUUUUUUUCUAAAUUUCUAGAAUUUUUUUACUUUUUUUUGUCCCUCUUUCAGAGUUGUUCAUUUUUCUGACAGUUUUUCAAAGAUCAGUCAUUUGAACAUAUCUGUUAUUUUUUUAUCAAUUUUUUACACGCGAUUUUUUUAAAAAGGUCUCUGAAUAUAGCUCUAUUUAUUUAACAAAAAAAGAACAGAGAUUUUCUCUCCAAGAUAUUUUUCUUGAAAAAAACACAAUAAACUGAUUUUUCAAACUGUCUGCGGACGGUUUUGAAACGCGUAGAGUUUCGUAAAGCUUCCAAAUCGAACAAAUUCUCAAAAAAUAAGUCUUUACAAGUUUCAAGUUUUCCAUGUACCUAUAAAGGUUUAUAAAUGCAAAUACUUUAAAAACGCGUACAGCUUGGACACGUUCUCCAAAAAAGCUCUUUAAAAAUCUAAAAUCAAACAGUUUCUCUGUAGGUUGUUGCAGUGGAGUCAGCUUGAAAUUCGAAAUCUGAACGGACUAUAAGACUUUUGAAGAACAACAAAAACAUGUGUAUCCCAGUCAGAAAUAGCUGGUUCGGAACGGAAAGAUGAGGUUAAUCGGCGUUGGAAAAAGAAGCGCGCGAAAUGUUUCUUUUGUGUCCUGCUGACCGCCGUUCGGCAAACAUUCGUCUGCUAUUUUCCGUUGCUUCAGAAAAUCUUUCUUUUAUUUUUGUCUGUUCAAAACUACUUUUAGGGUUGUUAAAGCCUUGAAAAACUAAAAAUUAGCUUCAAAAUGGGUCUUCCCGUUGAGAUCAUUGUGAAAGUUGGUCUAUAUGCUCCUCAUCAGGGAUUUUUUUUGAGCUAUUUCCAACCGAAAAAUCUACAUUCCUCAUCAUUUUUGCUUCAUAAAUCUAUUUUCUCUCUAGUUUUUAUUUUUUUUUUCUCAAUGUUUUGGUGGUUCUUCGAGAGCUCCUUGAAAACUUCCCUUUCAGAAAAUUUAAUUUUGAGAAAUCUUUCGGUUCUCGGUCACGUGUUACAGUGAGAGACUAAUGAACUAUCAAUUUUUACUUAUGUUUUACGAUUUCUGCGACGUUUUUUUAAAAAAAUAAGCUUCAAUUUUAGUUUUUUUUAUGAUAAAAAGUUUUAUACAGACUAUAAACCAUACAAAGCUCAAUGCUGAAAAGAAAUUUUUGAAAAUUUGUCUGCAGUCCCUAUAUAUAGUCUGUGCUAUUGAAUAGAUAAAUGAAAGUCUGAAAAAGAGACAUUCCAGGAUCUCUUGCCACUGACUUCCGGCCAGGAAGGCUCGCAAAGCGUUCCGACGUCUCCGUCGACGUCGACGCCGGCUCCACUUUUGACGGCGGCGCUUCCGCCCGCCGGACAAAUGCGAACCGAAGACAGACCCACAUUCAAAAGUUGCAUUUCUGCGAGUUUUCCUAUACUAACUUGGAUUGAGUUUCAGCUAGAACGAGUAUUGAAGUCGGCGAACAACAGUCGUUGGAUGUGAGUUCUUUUAACGGACUUCAGUUUUUCAAAGCUUACACAAAUGGGCGGAAUAGUUCAAUAAAAUGAUCUUCCUUUUUCUCGGGAGCUGAUUCUAGCAAUUUCCGACGAUUAUUGCAUCGCUUUAAAAAUAAAAAUAAAAGUAGAAAAUGGGCGGGAUCAGUCAAUAGUCGGUUUUUCGUUGGAGCACACUUAGCAAAUGGUUCUGAAAUUGGGAUAUUAACAAUUUUAACAGUACCUUUUAUGGAAAAAAAAAUUCUGAUCGUUAUUUCAUUCCCUGGAAUAAAUGUAGGUGAACUUCGAAACUUUGAGAGAAUUUUUGAAACUUCCACUUUUCCAAUUUCAUUUUCAUAGAACGCUGAGGUGCGAUCGAGAAAAUCAUCCUCCUCUUCGCAGAAAUCGGCAAAAAACAAGAAGCGAAAAGAGGAGCAAAUGGCCGAAUUCGAGAACUGCAUCGAACAGGUAACAUGAGUAUAAUAUGAGCAUCCCUGAGUCAAAUGAAAGUUUUCAGGUGCUGACAUGGCUGCUUGAAGCAGAGGAGCAGCUCACUCAAUUGACCAGCCGUCAGAGAACCGAACUUCCUGCCGUUAGGUUCGAUUUCGAUACGAUGCUCCAGUCGACAGGAGCUUUGAAAAAGGAAAUCUUGAAUUUCGUAUAGUUCAUUCACCGAUAUUUGAGAUGCGCGCUCUCUUUUCGCUUACCGGAGAGAUCAGAGAAACAUUAAAGGCAUAGGGGCAGUAAAAAAUGGGGUUUCAGGUGAAAGCUGUAUCUUAUAUAGUUUUUCUUUCCGAAUCGAAUGGUCUACUCAAAAAAAUUAAAUAUGUGACCACUUUAGAAGAAAAACGCGAUUUUACUUUCCCGCCUUUAUUUUUGAAAAAAGCUUUGGAUCGGUAUGCAGACAAAUGUUUACAGUAGCCGUGCACGCGAUGAUGCGGACGUCUCAUUAGACUCGCAUUUUGUAAAAAAUAACCGGAUAUUUGCUUCAAAUUAAAGGUUUCUUCUCUGAAAAAACAUUUAGUCAAACAAAAAACACACACCGAUAAUAAAGAAAAUACAAAAUAAUGCUAUCCCAAUCGAAACCUGUGUGAAAUCAUCGUUUUUCACCAAAGAAGCGUUUUCGCGAUCAAAGUUUGCAAAUUAUUCAUGAAUAGAACGCUUUUGUGACGAAAAGAACUCUGGUGACAACAGAAAAAAUUGAAAAUUGAAAGAAACGAAGAAAAAAGCGAAAAUCCGGAAGGUGGCGAAGCCUGUUGUCCAUAGAGCAACUUUACUGCAAAGCGCCCUUUUCGCGGGAACUCAAACUUUCCUCUCUCCGACUUUGAAUUAUUUUUUCUCCAAAACUAGGAAGUUUGGUACGUUUCCAAGUUCACCGUUCGAUUCGCAAUGAGAAACUCUACAAAUAUAUGCUUUGAACUAAAACACCGUUUUUUACUGCCCCUAUGCCUUUAAAAUAGCUUUUAAAAAGAGAGGGGACGCAGAGAAACAUACAAAAUAGUGGCUUUAUUCGAUAGACUUCUAUCACUUGUCUGUGCCCUCUUUUCUCUCGCUAAACGAAUCAAAAUCAUAAAGAUAGCACACGAAAUGAGAGAGCCUUAGAGAGAAAAAGGCUCCGGUGAAGAAAAAUUUUUUUGGCAUAACUCCUGGGAAAAUGUUUAGUGGCCGCUAUAGGGUUUUGACGUUUUAGGUACUACUACUAGACGACUAAAAGUUUAAGUGGCCACUUGAGGGGUCAAUAGAUCAACAUAACUGGUCCAAUCUGUUUGUUUUAAAAUUAUCAGAGCUACGGGAAGGAAUACUGGAUGAAAAACUACUGCAGUGGUCACUAAAUAGAGAACCACUAUAGUGGCCACUGAAAAUUUUCCCGGUCAUUCACCAAUCUUUGAGACAGUUUGAUCUUUUUUCUAGCCAGAAAUCAGCGAAACAGGGAAAUAGCGUGUAAAAAUGAAAGAAUCUAGAGAAAAGGAUUUCCGGAAUAAAUAAUUCACGAAUAUUUGAGACACUCGGACAACUCUCCGCUCUCUUUUCUCUAACCGGAGAGGUCGGAGGUGAAUGAAAAUAGCUUGUAAAAAUAAUAGAGCUCAGAGAAGCCAGACUUUUCAAAUUUUAUCGAUUCAGAAGCCAAUUCGCCGAUUUCGAAGGCUUCAUGUCGAGCCUGACGGACAGUCAAGACACGGUCGGACGCGUUUUGGUGAAGUGAGCCCUUUAGGGAUCUUUCAUCAAAACCAGUUGGAAACAGAGGUCAAGUCUUGGGCAAUAAAGCCGAGUCGGAGGAGGAACGCGAGGCGAUCGCCGCCAAGCUGCAGCUCGUCAACAACAAGUGGGAGACGUUGCGCGAGGAGGCGAUGCGGAGGCAGAGCCAGCUCCAGACGCAGAUCAACUCCCUGCAGCAGAGGUACUUAAACAUCUGGGAAACGGGGAAAAUUGAUAGUACAUAGACAAAGUCGGAAAGUGUGGAAAAAAGGCUCCAUAGAAAAGUUCCUUUUAGGUGAAAAAGGCUCGUUUUUGCGGCCUUUUUUGAGCCAUUUCAUCGGCUUUUAGGCACCAUUUUUGCUGCCUUUUAGCGGCCUUUCUGAGCUAUUUUAUCGGCUUUCAUGCAUCAUUUUUUCUGUCUUUUUGCGGCCUUUUUGAGCCAUUUUAUUGGUGUUCAUGCAGCAUUUUUGCCGCCUUUUUGGGACCUUUUUGAGCCUUUCUCUUUUAGCGGCCAUUAUCCACCACUCUGACUUUACCCGAGUUGUGUUUGGGAGAGAAAUCGACAUCGUCUGAUUGCAGGCGGAACUAUAUUCUUGUGAGCUGUAGGUAUAGAUUAACUCCUUGCAGGAGAGGUACAAGGCUUUCGGACAGUAGAAAUGGGAUUUGAAAUAGAUAUUGAAAACGUAGAGUUUUUAUAGAGCGUCUGAUUACAUAUCAAUCUGUGAACUUGAAUCGUCUCGGUAUAUUUAAACCCUCCAGCAGAGGUUCUGGAAAGAUGUAGGAGACGUGAAACUGGUUUUAAGGGUAUUAGUAUUUGAGGCCGGGGAAUCUAUUAUUUUCAGACAGACAUCAAUUUUAACGCUCACGGACGGGGAAAAUGGGAUUUUAGAUAGAGAAAAAAACUUGUACAGUUUGGGUAGAGCUUCUUAAUAGAUGUGAAACUGAAAACUGAAAGUUUUGAAAAUCCUUAAUUUCGAAGAAAUGAGCUAACGAGUAAGUCACUUUUGAAGCAGAGGUACGGGGGGCAUCUAGAAAAAAAUAAAAAUUGAUUUUUGAUGGUAUUUUUUUCUAGUUUUACGAUUAAAAAAAGCGAGUUUUUCUUUCAUUCUUUGCAGUUUUUUUCAAGCUUUCCAGGAGUCAGAGAUUUUACAAAAAAAUUUCGUGAUUUUAAAUUUGAGAAACAAAAAAAUUUUUAUCAAAAAAAGGCAAGAAAUAUAUUUUUUCUAACCUUAUGUUUUUCUGAACUCUUUCAUGAGAAUCUCCAUUUCCAGAGAGUUGGAGAACAUCGAUACUUGGCUGGGCGAUAUUGAGCUCGAAAUUGCGAGUUUCGCGCCCUUAGCGUCAACUUCCAAAGAUGCUCUCCAGCAAAUUAUCGACCAUGACCGAUUUCAGUCAAAAAUUGAUGAAUAUCAGCAAACUAUCGAUAAGUUGGAGUCUUUUGUGGCUGUGGUGAGAAAAAAGAGACAGGGAAAAGCAGCAUACAGUAUUUUUUUAGGUCGAUGAAGAGAACGAGGAAAGCGUUGCCUCGCUCGAAGAUGCUCUUCAUUCGGUUUCUGAACGGUGAUUUUUUUGAAGAAAUGUUUAGGAAAAAAAAAUACAAAUGCUUCAUUUAAGACAAGGAUAAAAAGUAAAAGUUUCUUGAGAAAUUUUGGAAAAAUGGUCGGAAAAUAAAUGAAAAAUAAUAUUUGCGCGUGAGGUGGCUGUGUGUACGCAACCUUGCGUGCGUGUGAGGUGAAAAAUUAGUUUUUAAUUUUUUACUGUUUUUUUCAAUCUUUUUUUUUCUCAUUGGACUUUUUACUCCUUUUUGACCUUUUCUUAUGUUUGAUAUUUUUUUAUUUAUCUCGUUUGAAGAUGGCAAAAAGUGUGUGAAUGGGCUGAGAAGCGAGCCACGAAACUCGAUGGAUUGGCCGAACUGAUCGAAAAGACAAUUUCGGUCUUUGAAAAGCUGUCGAAAUGGCUUACAACAAGGGAGAAUGUUAGUAAAGUUUUGUAUAAGUAAACGAUGAUAUUUUCCAGGAAUUGGCUGGAUUAAAGUCAGCCCAUCAUCUGGAAAAACGACGAGCAGGUCGCUCAACAGGUUUGUUUCUGAAUAAAAUAAAAAAAUAUAAAAGACAAAGCAUUCAUAAAAAAACAAUUAUACAAAAAAAUGUUAAAAUCAACCUUUGGCGAUAGCUCUAAAAUUUCUCAAAGUUUUGUCUUUUUUUUCCAAAGUAUUAUCACUAUUCAAUCGGCUUUUUGAAAAAAAAAGUUUUUGAAUCGUUUGUUUUUUUGAAAUGUCAGUGGUGCAAAAAAAGAGCUUCCAUUCAAGGUUCGUCAAUUACAAUCCGCCGAAGCGAGUCUGGAAGCGGAACAUUCGUCAUUUGUCCAAUUAUCUCAACUUUCUUGCGAUUUGGUCUCUAGGUUCCAAACGGCUGAAUCUAGGAGAAACUGAUAAUUUUGAAGGCUGGACGACACGAAUGGAGGUGCAGCCAACCAAGUGAGAUUGAAGCUGGACGAGGUUACUCAGAGAUGGGAUAAUUUGGUGGCUAGGAUCGAAGAAUGCAGUAAAACGGUUAGAAAAAGGAGCAAAAAUCAUGGAGAAUGGGAAUUUAAGCUUGUGAAAAGCGGAAAAGCCGACGUGAAGCAGUUGGAAACUUCCGAAGGGCCGGCGAAAGAAGGAGAACCUUCCUCGGAAGGAUUGUCGACGGACACGGAGGUCGAUGAGACCAAGAACUUGGUGGGUUUGAAACAGGAAAGUUAUUAUUGAGAUUCAAGGAAGUUUCUGAAGUUUUUAUGAAAGCUAGGAAAGCAGAAAAUGGCUAAAAAAAAAAUUUUUUUUUGCUUUCACUCAUCAUGAAAGGUCAAGAAAAACCGCCGAAAAGCACGGAAAAUAUCCUGUUUUUCAAUUUAUUGAUCGGUAUUUUGUUUCAAAUUUUUUGAGAGUGAAAAAACAGGAAUAAUUAAGAACUGUAGUUCAAUUGAAUCAGGGAGGAGAUCGCUCUCAUGAAAACUUGAACUUAAAAACCUUUCUUUAUGUAAAUUUCCUCUCAAAAAGCUCUUCCAGCUCGUCGACAAGUUCCUGAUGCACAUCAGCAAGCUUUCCCACGAACUCGUCCCCCUGCAACAGUGGUCCGAGUCUUUCACUGUGUCCAGGAAGUCGGAUCAGGUUUGAAGUGGGGAAAAAACGAGAAUGGGCAUUUUUCUUUGUGGUUUGGAUUUUUCUCAAAAUUGUCCGGAUCACCUUGAUAAACCAAAAGUAAAUUAUGAAAAUUUCAACUGGAAAAAAACUUUCUAGCUUCGAGAAAGAAGACCUAAAAGUCGAAGAGAACCUUCAAAAUCUUUUGUUGAGUUUAUUUUGGGGCUUUGAGCCCUUAUUUCUCGAAUAUUCAUCUAAAAUUCCGUCUUGAAGGUCCGCCGAAUGAUGAACACCUGUCAAGAGAAACUUCUGGAGAUCAAGGAGCAGGAAUCGAGAGUCAACCGGCUCCAAUUGGAGCUGGAGCACCUCCAUGCGGCUCGCCUCAACGCCAAGCAGCUCAAGAGAGCCAACGACGCCUUCGAGCAGUUCGCCAAGGUGAUUGAAAAUUAAGAUCAAAGCGUUUUAACUCGAAAACGAGAUCCGUUUUUCCAGUCAGGGAGGCGGUAUUGACAAAAAUGAUAUUGGUAUUUGAAUGAUCAGCCUCGGGAAAGUAGCUCUGAUUUACUUGUGCAAAAUACUCAAGAGGAGAGGUAGCCUUUAAGAAUGUUCUGCUUGAACCCAUGAGUUCGCGUUUACAGAAGCUUCAAGUAGCAUUUCUAUAUCGACUUCAACCAUUCAAAAGUUUAGAUUUUUCAAAAAUUGUUCGAUUUGAGGGCUGGGCUCGGAUCGUGACGAAGAUCAGCGAGGCGAUGAAUGUACUCACCGGUCAUGCUCAAGACGGCGAAGAGGCCGCUGUAGGGACGAAGAUCGAACAAUGGCUUUCCGCCGUUGACAGAGUCAUUUCUGAACUUGCUCUGCUCCCUGUCGAGGAACGGAAGUCUAGAAUUGACAAGCUGGAACAGCAGCUCCAAGUCCAGGUGUGACUAAAGCAUGAACUUUUGAAAUAAAUAAUCAAAACGGAAGUUUCUUGUUCGUUCCAAUCAGAAGUUUUCGACUUAAAAGUCUGAAAGAAAGGAUGUCUAUGAAUUUCCCUCGAGAAGACACUUGUUCAUCGCCAGUUUCAGGCCAAGAACGUCAGCUUCAUCGAAAAAGACCUCGUGAAAAAGGCGAUUCUGAAGAAGGGCCUAGAUAUUGCGGCCAAACGGCUCGGUGCACUGAAAAAAGCGGUAUAUUUUUUUCAGAAUUUCUGACAAUACGGUUUGUUAAUUUGUGGAUUUUCCACUUCUUGAAUGUGUUUCAUAUCGUUAGGGAGUUCUCCGAGGAAGUAUUUCUUGAUUCAUAAAAUUGUCGUUUUUCAGUUUUUUUCAUGUGAUUAGAGAAAAAAAAAGAAAAAAAUCAGGAAUAAAAAGGGAAAAAAAUAGAAGAAAAAAAGCGGCGGAGUAGAACGUAGAUAUAAAAAGGACAACUUUGUGCCAUUUUUUUUUAAAAUAACAAUUUUUGAGUCAAUUUUUGAGAAUCUCAUUGUAGCCGGGUUACGGUAAAAAGGUCACCUGCAGAUCUAAGUAUUGAAGUUUCUUUUUUAUCAGACUUGUUAUAUGGCAAUCGAUAGGAAGUGUAGUUAAAAGUUUUGAAUGUCAAUAAGGACAAAAAACAGAAAAUACAUGAAAAGUUGGGAAAUUUGUGACUAGACUCGCUAAUUUUCAACCCACACCAACGAAUUUCGGAUCUUCCAGAGUUUGAUUUAUUUUUCAGGACGAAGAAGCUGAAAUUCGGCCAGUUGCCGUGCAAGUGAUGAACGUGCAGCCGUCGACGUCGGCGGAAAAAAGAAGCCAGGAAGAAGAAGACGUGAUCAAAGAGCUAGACGGGCCUUGGAGCACGAUCGGAGACGUCGAGGCGAUCGAGAAGGACUUGGAACGGGCUCAGAAAGCCGUCUUCAACGCCAGGAACAACGGGAUGAGCAAUGAGGUUUGAAUUGUGUGGGCGGAGCUCGGUUGCAACAGCGGCACAGUUGUAUAUGCAAUAGAGGCGCGGGGAUGAGAGCCGAACUUGUGUAUUCAAUGAAUGUAAAAAUAGCAAUAAGACAUGUUUAUCCAGGUUUUCGCAAUUUUUAAUGGAUUUUAAAGUUUUCGAGGGAGAUUAAAAAUCUAUCUGAAUGAGGAACUUGACGAAAAAGCAUUUAAAAAAUAAAUUAUUGUUUUCGAGGAAGCUCAUUAACAACAUCUUUGCUUCGUUUUAUGAUUAUUGAUUUUGAUAAAUUUCCAAAAGUUGGUGAUAUCCAUAUUUCUUAAGACAGUCGAAAAAGCGGAAACGAGGAGAGCCGAAAUGGAGGAGAAGAAAAAAGUCACGAUUUCCGCGGCUGAACGGAUCCGACUGGCUGAGAAGACGUUGAACGAGAUCGAAGACAGAGUGACCGCUCUAGGGUUCUUUUUUCAGCGUUUUUCACAAAUUUUUCGUGAUUUUAGGAAAUGCGACACCGACCUUCCUGAAGUGAUCAAGAAACUGGAGGAGGAAGGCAACAAAUUGGCUUCUUCGAUUUCUCAGAGGAAAGAAGCGGAAAGAACUGCGGAGAAGAUGCUGACGAUGGACGACGACGUGUCUGAAGAGGUGAGAAGAAAAAAAAUAUGGAGUUUGUGAUAAUAAAAAAUGGUUUGAAAAGUCUCUUUUCAAAACCGCGCACUCAGGUCGGAUCACUGUUUCAAUUGAGUUCUUUAAUUGCCGCCUGUGAUAGCCACAUACUCAAUUCUUCUGUUAUAUUCUAGAGAAAAAAAUAAACAAAUUAGAAAUUUUUUUCGAAGAAAGGCGUAAAAAUCGAGCUUUGGGCUCGGGGAGAUACUACAGAUGAUAAUUAUUAAGAAAUAAAAAAAUUCAGGAGUUCUUGUAAUGAAAAGGACAACUAUCAAACUUUUUAUCUACCAUGGCAUUUGCUCUACUUUGAUUUAACUCUACAUCUCUGCAAAUCUUCUCUUUCCACUUUAAUCCAAAAAUUGAAUAUUAUUUCUUUUCAUGAUUAGUUCCUCUUCUCUUUUCUCAUCCCUUCUAUUUAUUCUCCUAAAUAUUUAUGCGCCUAAGAUAGUCGCAAAAUUAUCCUUUUCUUCGUUUUUUGAACUAAUGCAAGGAGGAAAGGGCUGAUGAGAGUCACCUCCUAUGUCGUACACUUUUAAGACUCGAAACGGUCGCGCGAUAUACACUCAGUUUCUUUAUUUAUUGUUCUGUUCCUCGUCCUUACUCGUUACUACUUUGAUUUAAACUACUUACACUUACCUUUAUUAAACUUAACACAAAUUUUAAUUACGACUUGUAUACCAAAUAUGAAGUUAAAAGUGCCUCUGAAAAGGCUCCGCCCAUUUAUGAUAAUUAUUAAGAAAUAAAAAAAAAACACUUUGAGCAUAAAAAUGGGACUUUUUUGCAGGUAGUGCAGCGAACCCGCGCGGCAGUAGAGGCGGUGGUCCGUCGGUGGGACGACCUCGCGGAGACGAUCCGACUGUUGAGUGGCCGCGCCGCCGAGGCUCACGCCGAUGUCCUCCGAAGUAUGGGAUUGCCCUUUUCUGUAGCUUUUCUAUUCAUUGAAUUUCUAAAAAGCAUAUCUGAAAGUCCGCUUUCAAGGAAGGUCUCGUAACAUUUAAUAAAUCUCGUUUUCGAGUUAAAAAGGGAACAUUUUUCGGCCCCCGUUUGAAAUUUUGAUGAAAUUUUCAGGUGCUUCUGAUUCCAGAACAAGAAACAUAUUUCACGCAAUAAAUCUUGUUUCCGAUAAAUUAAACUUAAAAUCACUCAAAUAACGCAUUCUUCCAAUAUUUGUGUAAUUUGCGGGCUUUAAAGGCUCUCUACUCGCAAAAAAUCUAUCGCGAGAAGUUUUCUUCUUUUUUUUUCGCAGUAAGGAGGUUCUGAAGUACAUUUCAAUCAAAAUUCAAGCUCAACCGGGGGCCGAAAAUGCGUUCCUUUGUAAGACGCUUCGAAGCAAAAAUAGCGCUUUUUUGUCAUAUUUUGGGUGUUUUGCAAGCUUUAAGCUUCAUAAAUCGAAAACAAGAUCUAUUGCGACAAAUAUUUUGUCCUUGUUUUGUGAUCAGAAGGUCCACGAGAACACUAAAAGCUUUAUCGAGAGUGCAACCGAGGGCAAAAAAGUUUUGAUCCAUAUAUUUCAUUUUCCCGAUUUUUCAAUCAGGUUGAUAUUAUUUGUCGGACAAAAGCUCGGCAUGUGGGCGUUGGCGCGCGAAACUCGUUGAGGGAUCUUUCAGAAGUCAAUAUUUGCGCCCUCUUUUUUACCAUUGGUUGGCCUGAGUUCCCUUGGUGUUUUUCUGAGAUUCAGAGCAUUUUAAAAUCAUUUUUAGUCGAAGAUUCAUUUCAAUAUCAGACUUUGGAAGUGAUUUAAAAAGGAUGUUUGUAGUUUUUCGUAACAGUUUAUCAGUUGUUCUCAAAGUCUUUGAAUUUUGGUGAACAAGGAAAAAAAUAAUUGAUGAGUCAGAAAAAAAGCUUCAUUUUAUUUCUCACUUUUUUAAAAAAAUCUUUCUAUUUUUUUUCAUUUUUUUAGUAAUCCACAAAAGCUUGAUUAAUUUUUAUCUUUUUCGAGAUUUUUUUUUGCAAAAACUGUUUCUCGGCUUGAAGACUUUUUGGUCAGUUUUUAUCACAUAAUUUCUCGAUUUCUCUGAAAAAGUUACAUUUUUUUCAGCUUUCUCUCUCAUUCUUUACCGCUUGGAGUCCUUUCAAAAAUAAAAAAACUGGAUUGAAGAAAAAAAUUGUUUCCAACAGAAAGAAACAAGUUCGAGUUCAAAAAUCGUCUCAUUUCAAAUUAUUACUUGUAUUUUUAAGAUUUACUGUUGAACAAAAAGCUUUUUGAUGUUAUGGAAUCUAAUGGAAACGGUGAACUAAUUUUUCAUUCGGACUUUGUAAUUUUCCAAAUUAUGAAACACCUUUUUUGCAAAAUUACACUGGAUCAGAUCGAUAAAAGCCCGGGUUUUUUGAUUUUCAGGCGCUUUUUUGGACAAAGUCAAAUUCAUGACUCUUUUUGUCAAUAUUGAUUCAUUUUAAAGCUAGUUCCACUGUUUUCAGUAGUCUCCUAAAAUUUCAAUCAUUAUCAUCAAUAAGAAAUCUGUUAUUUAUUUUUGUAAUGACGAAACCCGUAUGUGACAAGAACCCUCCUUGAUGUACCAGAAAAAUAUUCUGAAAGAAUUAUCCUGUACAACUUCCUAGUUUUUGAGAAAAAGGGCCGAAGGCUUCAAAAAAACCUUUUGAGGGUUUUCUCUAAUUUCUAGGCUUCUUUUCUAGAAAACUAGGAAGUUAUGCAGGUUGAGACUUUCAGAAUAUUCUUCUGAUACGUUAAGAAGUUUUUUUGUCUAUUUACAAAAAUCCUUGAGAAUUAAAACUAUUUUUCUCUUCAGGACGUCUUGACGAGGCCGAAGAGCUCCUGAAAAAGGUUGAAGACGCGAUCGAAGCCAGUCAAAAGACGGUUGAUGCCGAAGAAGCUGCCGAGCAACUCGACGUAGAUUUUGUCUGUUUUCUGCCGCAUCCCGUGUUUUACAGAACUUGGAGUAUUUGCUCGAAAAACUCGCCGAACUGGAAGAUUUGAGCAAGCCGCUGGGCGACGAUCCAAGCGACCUUGCCCGUCGAGCCGCCGCUUUCGAGACCAAAAGGGCCGACGUGCAGAAAAAGGCCGGCGAAUGCGUCGGCGCCGUCUCCGACACCAUGAACGAGUGCGAGGAGUUCGAGAAGCAAAUCAGUGAUUAUCAGGUCUUGGAGUUCCUUCAAAGCCUAGGGCUGAGGAGAAGCUUGCUUUUUGAGAAAUCUUGAUGAGAAAAGUUUAUUUUCGAGUUUUGAUAAGCAAAUCAGUGAUUAUCAGGCUUUUUUAUUGGUUUAUCAGGUCCUUUUUUUGGAAUCCCCUCAAACUUUGGAAAUUUUUUAGUUUUGAAAAGCUAAUCAAUGUGUUUAGAUUAUAUAGCGCAGAUCAGUAUUUAUUUGGGGACUUUCUGGUCUUUUCCUCAUUGAAACGAAGCCAAAAAAAAAGGAACAAGCCUUUUUUUUUAAAUAAUCUUGAUUCAGAUGGUUUGUUUUUGAGGUUUUGGACCUUUUAAAAGCAAAUAAGUGACUUUUUUGGCUACGGCGAUUUUGUAAAAUUUGGAAAAAAUCCUAGAAAACUUGCAAAAAAUAAUGAGAUAAUCAACAUCAAUGAAAAAAUGUAGGUUUUUCAAAAUUUCCAUUUCAGACUCACAGAAAAUCUGACGUAUGCAUCGAGCAAAAAAAAAAAACAAUGAAUUAAAUAUUUCUUUCUGGGUCCCUUCAAUUGAAAUGAAGCAUAUGAUCAGAAGAAAUCAGCAGUUUUUGAAAGUUAGGAAUGUUAGUCUUUCACAGAUAAGAUUGAAAACAAUACAAUUUUCAAGUUCCGCUUUUUAAAGACGUCUCCCCAUAAUGCGGGUUUUUCCAAAUUUUCACCUUGAAAAUUUUAUUCUUUGCAGCUUUGCGAAAUAAUUAAAAUUUUCCUGGAUUUGACCAAAUUUUUUUCAGACCUGGAGCAGUAAAAUAAGCAGUCUGCUAUCCUCGCGAAGGUCUUCGGACCUGACGGCUUUUGAUCUGCCUCAUGAAUUCCAGGUUACUUUUUCAGUUCAUUUAUAAAUAUAGUUAAUCGAUCAAAUAAUCAAUAAAUACAGGAAGCGGAGAAUGUUGAAUUGCUGACGGUAAGUUGUGUGUUUGUGAUGAUUGUAAUAUUCAAUUGCAUGAAAUGGCAUGAAAAAGCGUAUUUUUUAAUCAUUUAAUGGAAAAUAUUGAGAUUAAUUGUUGUGUACUGCAUUCGCCACGACUUGGAAAAGUUCUAGCUUCUCUGCGCUCUCUUCUGUCUCAUCGAAAAGGUGUUAGAAGUAAGAGAGCCGAGAGAAAUCAGACUUUUCCGAGUUUUGACGAAUGAAUUAAAGGAAUGAAGAAUUGUCCGUCUGCUUCAAAGUGAAUGAAUGAACUCGAUUCGUCGAUUUGAAAAUCCGUGGUCGCAUUUGGAAUGGCUUUUUUGAGCCAUUCCACCUGGUCUUUCAAAGACGAAUCGAGUAGACAGGAAGUCAUGGAAAAAUUGAAGAUAUCGAAAUUUUCCAGGCAAUGGCCACGGACUUUAAUUAUUGGCACAAUGCGUUGGCCAAGCUCCAAACGUGGCUGCAGCGUCCUGGAAACACGCAUCGGCUUCAUGAGCAGCUGGAUCAUGCCCAAGUUUGUAGAUUGAUCAGGAAGAAAUUGAAGAGCUAGAGAGCGUGGGAAAUGAAGAGAUGCAGAAGUUUCUAAUUUCUCUGACUACUCUCAGAUUUCGGUGCUCUCUCUUUCUCUUUCUUUCUUUUAGAGAAAAAAAACGUACUUUUUUCGAACACGGCACCUACAACUAGAAGCUAGAGACGCUGAAAAGUCCCAGAUUUUUUCUCACUAACUAGAGUUCUCUCAAGUUUCCAUACUCUCUCGCUCGAUAAAUAUGGAUUCUUGACGACAACUUUUUCCAGGAAUCACUGAACGACCUCAGUCGCAAGUUCAACGAGUUCAAGCGACCCAAGGCGUUUGAGGAGAAGCUGGAGAAGGUGGCGAUGACGCUGUCGCACGUCGAGAACUCCCUGGACGACAUGACGGGAAUCGAGGCGGCCGAGUGCGGCGGAGCGCUGAUGGAGGCCCGGAGUCUGAUGCGGACUUUGGAAGCGAGCGACGAGGAUAUCCGUUCCUUGGAGGACACUCGGGCACAGUUGCUGCUGGUGAAUCAGUUGUCUUGGAAUGGAAAUAAGGGGAAACGGGGAAGAAUUUCAGAACUUUUCAAAAAAGGAAAAAUGACCGAAUCUUUGUGGUUUUUUCAAGUUUUUCGGAAGGUGAUGGCCCAAAUUUAUUUCAUUUUUUUUUAUUAGUUGUUGCUUCACCAGGCAAGAAAUGUACUUUCAUUUGGUUUUUAAAAACCAUAGUAAGGGAAAAAGCUGAAUGAAAAGACUUAAGAGUGAAUAAAAUUCAAAUAAAAGAUGGAAGAAUGAAAUUUAAAAAGAAACUUUUUCCAGGAAAAGAUCCUAGACGAUGAAAGCUCGAAAGAAAUCAUCAGGAAGUUGCAAUUUUCCAGAUCGAAAACCAAGGAACUUACAGAGGUAUUUUGAAUUUAUAUUUUAUCAGAGAGCGAUCACAAAUAGUUUCAAAAAUCUUGAGAUUGAAAAAACGCAUAGUUUUAGCUUUAUUUUGAACAAAACUUGAAGGCGCAUAGAUAUGUAACAAAAAAGAAUCAUGAGACGUAGAGCUCUUUCCGUUUUGAGUCAAACGAGGCUUCUGAAAGCUGUAGCAAGGGAUUUUGAGCAAAUUAUUGUUAUUUAGCGGGCCAAUACGUCAAUUGAACGGCUGGAGGACUGUGUCGAAAUGUUCGGUCGGCUGAGAGAAGAAUCUGACGAGGUAGACUACUUGACCCCUGUAUUUGGAAGUUGCCGAGGGGCUCUGGUUCAGGGAAAACUGAGCGGAAAUCGAGUAUAGUAUAGUCUGUGUACCACGACUUGGAAUUUCCCCGAACGACAUUCCGCUGCGCCCCUUUGCGAACCUUAGUCGCGCUUUUAAUUAUUUUUCUUUUAUCAAGGUACUCUACUUUUAUGUGCUCCCACAGAAAUAACAAUCAAUAGAAAGCGUGACCUAGAUUCAAAAGACGCUUCGCGAACGCACGCAGCGGAACAGCGGAAUGUCGUUCGGUGAAAUCCCAACUCGUGGCACACAGGCUAAAGAAGAGAUCGAAGCAGAGCUGAAUAAAUGAGAUUUUGCCUUUUUCCCUUCAAAAGACAUUAGAUAUUCUCAUCUUGUCAGAACGGAUCGUUCUAAAUAAAACGAAGCUUGAAAUUAAGCUUAUUCUUACUAAAUAUAGAGUUUGUUCUGAAAAAAGAGAUCCCCUUCCAGAUCGAAAGGUUUUUGGACGACAUGGAAAAACGGCUGGACACUUUUGCCGCCGGCGAUCGGCCGGAAGACGACGAUUUGGUCAAUACUCUGAUAUCGGAGUGGAAUCGGAAUGAAGCCAGCAUGAACAAUGCGGCGCAGUUGCAGAGGCUGUUGAGGUGAGAUUGAAGGGAGCUCCCAGAAAGGCGAUUCACGGCUGGCUUGAGCCGUUUUAGGAACGCCAGAGUGGUCCCGAGAGGGGCUAGGUAAAAAUCGUCUCUGUGGGGGACAAAAUAGUGCCUCCUGGAGAAUGAAGUUUAGGUGGCCCGUGUAAAGCUUGAGUGCGACCUAUAGGGAUCGUUAAACUUUUCGUUCAGAUUUGAGAAUUAAAAAUACUUAUUCGAUGAUUUCUCUCGUAGAAAAUCUCUAUUAGAAAUCAUAACGAUGAACGAAAAAAAUUAUCCCCUAGAGUGGCAACUAAUCGAAGCCUCUAGAGUGGAAAUCAAAUUUCGCCAUUUUUAUCAGAAUUUCCGUUUAUUUUUUUUACGAAAUCUCCGGACAUCAAAAAUCAACACUCAUUUCAUACAAUUUCAAAAAAAAUUCCACGGUUUAAACGUUUUAAACAUUUUUCUAGCCUAUUUUUUGGCUUUUAUCUUUAUUUUCCAGAGAACGAGCCGUCAAGCUCAGCGACGACGUCCUGGUCAUGAAGAGAGUACGAGCGGACGCUUUGAAAAACCGGCUCAACUCCUGGAGUCGCUCAAUUCAAGUUUGUGUUUCAGUUAGGGCUCAAAUGACGGAAAAUAAGGUUUUUUGACUCAUGUGUACUGUUGGCUUUCCAAAAUGAAGGAAGAGAAAAAAAAUGUUUUGGUCAUUUUUUUUCUCUUCCAACAAUGAGCUCAUGUCGAUUUUUUAAGGUAAUAUAAAGUCUUUUGUAACCUAAAAUACAAUCUCGACUUUUUUUACCGCAAAUUUCGGAAAAUCCUUUUUUUCCAUAUAAAAGGUUUCCUUAGGUCUUCAUCUGAGCCUUCAAAAAGGUAUUUGAGAAAAUUUUCGUGAACUCCAAACUAAAUUGCUUACUUUAUUAUAGGAUUUUGAGCGAAGUUGUAGAGAACUCCAAAAUUUCUCUCAAAAAUUGUCAGGAAAUGAACGACGAUGAGGAAAGUUCCCUGUUGGAAAUCGACGCCCUGCACAAAAACUUGAACAAACAGUUGGACGAGGUUCAGGAAGCCAGUCCGGCUCAGGUAGAAAAAACAGAACAGCUCAUAAAAACCUUUUUCUUGCAGAUCACCGAAAGACUCAUGUUCCUCCGUGCCGAUCGAGAUCGCCUCUCUUCAAGGACUCGAAAAUUGGCGGCCAGAAAUCCCCGUCUUGCCAACAAUGAGCUCAUGUCGACCUUGAACAAGAAAUGGUCGAAUCUUGAACAGAAGGCGUCGGAAGCGCCGACGGAGACUCCCACCGCGAUCCAACCACUCCGGACACCUCCUGAAGACGCGGCGUUCCACGAGAAAGUAGACGAGCUGUCGGCCCAGUUCUCCAAUAUUUCCGCCUUUCUCGACUUCGAUGCGACUCCUGUGGCAUCAGUGGCCGAGUACAAGCAAAGGCUUGAUGUUAGUGGAGUUUCUGCUCGGAGAUCAGCAUGAUUGGGCGGCUUGGCCCGUCUGCUUUUCGGGAAAAAACUUUAAUGUCCCUGUUUGAGUAUUUUCGAGGCGAUUCUGAAGUAGAAAAAAAAAAUCAAUCAGCAUUUGGAUACAAACAGAGAACUCGAACUUGCAGGAAAUGGAUGACUGGAUCAAGAAGAGCCGUCCAGUCGUCGACGAGGUCGUUUCCGAAGGGAAGCUUCUGGCCAACACUGGCCGGAUGGAACUGACGACUCACACGGCGAUCGACAAACUCGACGAGCUGAUCGACGUCGUCGAGUCGGUGGAGCACGACCUCGAGUCUCACGAGUCGAAAGUCGCGGCUCUGUGCGAACAGAGCGAGUCUCUGCAGAGGGAAGUGACGUCACUCGAGGAGAUCGUCGACACCUUGGCCGCCAGGGACCUGACCGAUGUCGACAUUGCUAAUGUUAGUCGAAAGCGUCAAAUUCGAUUACUCUGCGCUCUCUCAUGUUUACACGCUCUUGACUAAUGUCGAUAUUGUGUAGAGGCUCCUCAAGGGCUUUUUGGAAGAAGACGCUAAAGUGGCCACUGAAACAAUCUCUAUAGAAGCCACUAUUUUUCAAUUUAGUGGCCACUUUAGUAGCUUUUAGCAGUCUGGUAGUACUACACAGACUUUUAAAUAAACCAUCAAAUUUAGUUACUUAAGUUGCCACUAAUUUAACUACUAUAAGGGUCACUAAAACUACAAAUUUCUGAACUGGAAACUAAUUAUUUUUCCAGUAAUUUGAAUUUUCAGGCGACUCGCCGAGAAUUGGCCGAACGGGACGCCUACAUUUCCUCUUUGACCCAAAGCGCCACGGCGAUUCACUGUAGUUUGCCUGGAAAAUCGCCCCAAACGAGAGAUUCUUCCCUUGACAAGCUCAGUGAGAAGAUUUGCGCCCUGGAGAGUGUCCUGGCCAAGGUUUUUGAAGAGCAAAAGGCGGUCAAGAUCAAAAAAUGAGUUCAGGUUCCAAUAAUCGAAGAAAAGGAGCAAAAAGAGAAAAUUUCGCCGGAUCGGACCAGUAACAACAGUAUUCCACCUUUGGGUGAGAUUUCGGGUCAUUUUUAAAAAAGUUGACAGUUUUUUUUUUGACUGAAGGGAAGUUUUUAGGGAAUAAUCUGUGGAAGGCGCUUUUUUUUGAAGUUAAAUUACUCAAAAUUGAAAAAAUAAUAUGAAAUCGAUAAAGCUGCUAAAUCCUUUUUUUGUGCUCCAUCCGAAUUUUGUAAACAACGGACGUUUUUUUGAAUUGAUAUUAUUUUUUCAUACAAAUAUUAUUUUUGUUAAUUUUUUUUUCUCGGAAACGGCAGGCUUUUGUACUAUACAAUUUCAAGUACAAAUUUGAAAAACGUGCUAAAAAAAUGACAAUAAUAUAAACUUUAAAAACCCUAAAUAAGGUAAAAAUUAUGGCUCGUUGACCGUAUGCCUUCAAGCUAAACGUUAGAGAUUUAAAACAAAGUUUUACUAAAAUAAACUCUUUAAGAAGAAAAUUACAGCGAUGGAGGCUCACGGAACAGCAACCGAAGAUGAAGAUGACGGGAAAAGUCGUCAAGAUUCCAUGAUGCUUGAUGUUGAGCCGAAAACGACUGUUCUACCUGAACCUGAGCCUGAACCCGAAGCAGAGGAAUUCGUGACGAAGGUUGACGUCAUUUCGGAUGAAGCUGACGCCGUCAUGGACCCGAAGCGACGUGAAGAAGACGUCCAGGAGAUGUUCGAGCGGCUCGACGAAUUGGAAGACGCCAUGACGAAUUAUGAAGAGUAUCCGUUUGACCAUAUCGACGGCGCAGAGACGGAAUUCGCGGAGACGAAAGAGAUCCUGGACGAAUGCGAGAAGUGUGUCGAGCAGCACGAGAUGAUCAUGAACAUCGUCCAGUGCGAAAGCGCCCGGGAAAGGAUCAAGGUAUUUUGGAAGUUGGGAGCCUGAGCUCAGACGAGUCCUGGAAAGGAGUUGAGGAGGCCUUGGGAAGGGGAAAGGGUCAUAAAAGUCUCAAUAGAAAUUUUUUUAGGGUGAGAAACGCUCCUUUUUCAGCACUUCUUGAGCCUUCAAAAUUCUUUUAAAAAAAUUUCGAUACAAGGGACUUUUUUGCUGCCUUUCUGCGGCCUUUUUUUGAGCCUUUCUCUUUCAGCGCUCAUUAUCCAUCAUACUAAGGUGAAAAAUUGAGAAUUCCUGCCAUAUGCCUUCGAUCAGGCUUCUGGAAGGUGUCGGGAAGCUGUGUGGAAGACUCACUUUCUUGAAAGCUUCCAAACGCCUUCCGAAAUCAGAAGCUCUUCAAUUUUUAUCUGAUGAUCAGGAAUCAGCCAUUAAUACUAAAAGUCUUAGGAUUUUACGAACCUGAAGUUGAAGGGCUUUUUUUAACCCGACUGCCAAUGAAACCCCUUAAUAGAAUUUCUUUAUCGCAAACUUCUUCUUACCACUAAAAAUACGUUUCAAAUAGACUAGGUAAGAAUAUUCUCAAAUUCGAUCACAUUCCUGCCAUAGUUUCCGUUUAUUUGGAAUUUAGACACCUGCGAAUUGAAAAAAAAUUUGGAUGAAGAUAUUUUGUGUCGAUUAAGACCCUUUUCCAUCAGAAAUAGCAAGAAAAAGCGUUUAUUCAGGCUAUUUUCUAAAAGAAAUAGCAGAAAAGGCGUUUGUUAAACACAGGCGAAUCGAGAAGGUACCUUAAUAUGUCCACAACGGUACCUCUCAAAACUUCAAAAACCCCAAAUAGCGCUUUUUUGGCCUAGUUUGCGUAUUUUGCACACUUUGAAGCUCCAUAACUCGGAAACAAGAUCUAUUUAAAGAAUUUUUUUUUCUUGAUCUGCAAUCACGGGGUCCUAAAGUACACUUCAGCAAGGUUUCAGCAAAAGUUCAACCGGGGGGUAAAAAAUGGUUCCUGGUCAGUUGUAUACUCGAGGUACCAUCGUGAGACUCAGAGGGUCUCGCGAUACCCUUUCUCGAUCCGCCUAUGAAGUUAUUCCAUAUACGAAAUAGCGAAAAGAUGCGUCCUUAUUAAGGACAUCUUUCAGAAAAUCUUCGCCUUGUUCCCUAGCUUUUUUCCUUGCAGAUCCUGCGAGAGUCGAACGCGAAUCGCAUCAAAAAGUACAGCGGUUUGCGCGACGAAUGGCGUCAAUUGAACGAGGUACACAUCCCUUUUUCCCAUUUUACAACAAUCCUCAUUCGCAUUGGCAUAUCUUUUGGGUUUCCAGACGGCGCAGACUGCCGAGCAAAUCGUGAGCCGAUGCGAAGAAGCGACGGCCGCCGGCGCAGAUGCUACGCAGGUGCGUCUGAUUUGCGGUCGGAAAGAAAAAAAAAGAGAGAAGAAAAAAGCUAGACGAGAGUUUUAUGCACUUCUUCACCACUUUAGGAUUGGUGUUUGAGCAGUUUUCAGUUCAAAUUCAGAACUUUUAGUUUCUUUUUGAUCAUGCUUCUUAAUAUUGUAAUCAGAAGUAAGGUUAUUCUUUUUCAGUCGGAAUUAGGAGCUCAAAAUGAUUUUCAAUCGAAACUUCAAACAAAAAAACAAGUAAAAAGUUUUCGGAACUUUUUGCAACUGUAGGUUUAGUGUGUCAGAAAUUUUUCUGAUUUAUGAUUAUAAUUACUAAUUUUUAAUGCUUUUUUUUCAGUGAGAAAAGGAUCAACUACGAUUUUUCUUUGAAUGAAUUUUAUUUUGUUUUUUUUUUUUUGGAUGUGAGCUCUUUUUUCUACUUUACAUUGAUUACAGUUUUUUCGAACCUCUUUCCGAUAGUGGACAAUCAAUGGAGGAAGCAACCUCAUUCGUGGUUUUAGCUGAUGUCUGAAGCGGAAAAGAGCGUUUGCGACGCGUUGAAGUUGCUCUCCGUGACGGUCCCGCGGAUGGACGAGAACUCCUUGAUCGCCAAGAGAGUCUGCCAGAGAGUCUACGGAGCCGAGGACAGAUUCCGGAAAAUGAGCGCCGCUCAGCAAGAAGCUGCAGCUCAGGCCAAGCUCAGCAACAUGAACGAGGCCGAGCUGAGGAAGUCCCUCCAGAGAGUCCUUCAAUGGUUCGUUCCAUAGAAAAUGAUCUUUGAGAUUAUGAGGCCAGAUUGGGUGGAAGUAUUCGUAUUCAGUAAAUUGGAAAGUUUAUUGCCAUACAUGGACAAGUGAAGAUUUCAAUGAGUCCUGGAAGAUAUUUUUUUGUGACGGGGGGGGCUCAUUAUUGAGAAAAAUGUCUGCGGGGGCUUCGAAAACAUUUUGAAACUCAUUUGAAAGAUUUUCAGUUGUUUAAUCGUAGUUUCUGUUGAAUUCUAAGUCAUAAGCAAAAACAUGACAAUAAGCAAAAACAUGACUUUUUCGUGAAAAAGCUUGAUAUAUUUGACUUGAAAAAAAUUUGAGCUUUUCAAGCCCGUCGGCUAUUUUUGAAUGGAAGAAAAAUGGUUUUGAAAAAAACUAGUAUUCAGAACUUUUUCUCUUAUUUUCAAAACUCGAUUAUAAUAUUGAUUUUAUUUUCGGACAUUGACACUUUAUUUUGGUGAAAUACCUGUUUCAGUUAUAUUAUGAAUAAAUAGUUUAAGUUUACUAAACAUUCCAACGCACCCAGAGUGUUAAAUAAGAAAAGCUGUGAGAUUAUGGUCGCGAUUGGAAUGGCUCAACGCGUAACGGAGGCAGUUUUUGUAAAGCAACCGGCUUGAAACUCCUUACGCAAGCAUUAUAGCGUGAUUAUUAAUAUUUAAGCCAGCAAUCAAAACUUCACAGAAAAUAGCUACUUUAGGGAAAUUUUUCAAUCUUUUCCAUUCCAUUCAUUUAAGGUGCGAGAAAGUCGGAAAAGUAGUGAACGGAGAAGUGAACAAUCUGGACAUUGAAGCGUUGACUUUGAUGGACGAGAAGCUGGAAAAGUAUGGAAAGCAGUUUCACGAUAGGUCCUUAAGGAGAAUAUUUCAAAAGUUGAUCAAUUUUUUGCAGAAGGGUCGAACUCGCCGAAUUGGAAUGCGCGAAAGACGUGGCGGUGACAAUGUCGCACUUCAGCGAGGAAACUAAACACGAAAUCAGAAGAUUGUAUUCGGAAGCGUCGAAAGAAGUCGCCAAGGUGAUUUUGGGAGAUGAUAUGGAUUUGAAAAGAAAUUUUCAGAAGGGUAAAAUUGAUCUUUAUAUUGUGGGAGUAAAAUAUAUCGUGAGAGUAUUGAUGAAGAUUAUUAAAAUCUCUGAAAGCUGAAAAAAAUUUUUGUGAAAAAUAGAUCUUUUAAGAAAGAAGUGGCCAAGGUGAUUUUGGGAGAAGAUAUGGGCUUGAAAAGAAACUUCAGAAGGGUAAAAUUGAUCUUUAUAUUGUGGAAGUAAAACUAUGAUGAGGAUGAAUGAAGACUCUGAAAGCUGGAAAAAUUUUUCUGAAAAAUUGAUCUUUUUAAAAAAAGUCGUAAGAAGUGGCCAAGGUAAUUUAAGAAAAAAGCGCCAGAAAUGGAAUUUUUUUGAAAGAGAAGAAAGAUAUUAACAAGGUACUUGAAGAUUUUUCUUUAUUUUAUUUUAUAAAGGUGAAAAAAAUCAUAGGAAAAAGUUUAUGACAGUAAAGUUCUUUACUUUGUCGCAUAUUAAAAAUAUUUCUUUUUAGAACUAGUAGAAUAAAUUCAGUUAUUGGCUGGGGGAGCAUGAAGAAAAAGCAAGAAAAAAAGAAUAAAAAAACAUGUCGAGUCAAAAAGGGGCUCCUUCGGAGAUCAAAAUUUAAAAAAACCAAAACGAAAAACUAAUUUAGACGCAUCUUCUAAAGAAAAGAUUUUUGAGCCCAAAAAAAAUCCCAGAAUGUCCCUUAGAAAUGUUUUAGUUAUUGUAAAAUGAAUGAACUGAUGAUGACCAUGAAGAAACUUGAGCAAAAAAAAAGUAACCUUCAGCUUCGAACUGACGUCACCGACACGAAGAACUGGGUGCAGGCCGAGCGGCAGAAGACGUCCGACUUCUGGCAACAUGUAGAUGAGCUCGAAACCCGGAGCCUGGAGCUGCAGAGAAGGACGGCGGCGAUUUCGAACGCGGCGAUUUACACGCCGUCCCGCGAGAAUAUCUCCUCGUGUCACCGUGAGGCGGAGCUCCUCAAAGAUUCCGUCGCCAAAAUCAAGGCACAGGUCCAGGAGGCCAACCGCGAGUCGACCGCCAAGCUCUGCGGCAAUCCGGCCAAGGUUUGAUUUCUCGAGCUUCUGAAAAUAAAUUGAUAAAAUCUCUCUGGAAACAUAGUCCGUUUUUUUGCGACUUUGCGUUUCAGCACCUUUUUACCAGGUUUAAAGUCCGGAAAUUCUCUGCGCCCUCCUCGUCUCUCGGCGACCCUCUUAUGUUGACGUGCUGUUUUCCUGAUGAUCUGACCUCGUCGGUGAGGGAACAGAGAGACGCAGACUCGAAAAGUGUCGAACUGCAGCGAACUUAGGAGCUCCAGAGUGGACCCUAUAGGGGCAAUCACAAUGGCCUUGUAGUCGGGGCCACUUUAACUCCCAUAUAGGGCAUUGAAGCUUGUCAAAGUGACCUUUAUAGGGGCUGUUUCCUCCUAUCCCUUAGAGGAACUACUUUGGCGUUGCUGGAAACGGACUAUAGUACCUUUUGAAAAAAUCAGUGACUUUCUUUCUCUGGUGGACUUUUAAAGUUAUUAGUUUGAAUAUGAAGUUCUCAAAAUUGCAUUGGAUUUAUAGUUGCGCCCGACUUGAAGCGACUCUCACAUAUUUUGAGCCUUUUUUCCACUCGUGGGCAAUCCUUAUGAGCUACGAGUUCGAGUGGAUCUGAAUUGUCUUCGCUCCCUUUUCCUCUCUGACGAGGUCAUAGAAAUGUAGAAAUAACAUGUGAAUAUGGGAGUGUCGCCGAUUAGAGAAAAGAGAGCGCAGACAGGCCAGACUUUUCCGCGCGAAUGGAGCUUGGCUGACUUGGGCCCAUCGAAAAAUGGUCGACACGAUGAAAAAUGUCGCAUGAUUUUUGGAGAGCGCAGACAUCAGAAAUGUUUCCCAGUCCUAAAUCAAAGAUACUCCGAUUUUCGCGGCUUGAAAUUGCUGUUUUUCUCUGCGCCCUCCUUGAAAACCCUUAUGUUUUAUGCUAUUUGCAUGUUAAUGUAUCAUAACAUACUGUAAUAUAUUUAAAACUCAAUGAAAAACAUGAAAACAUGUGUCGGUUCAAUAAAAUGCUAGUUCUCCGCCUGUUCCAGAGAGUCGUCAAAGUUCUCACCGCGGCGGCAUCUGCCAUCGCCGACGCUCUCGCACUCGACAUGGGAUCGGCUUUGAGUGAAUCCGCGGAAACCGAGUCCAGAUCUGCCAGUACGGUCAUCGACGUCGUCGAGAAGCAGGCUUCGGUAUUGAAUUUUUUUUUUCCUAUCUAGAAUCCUCCCCCCCUUUAUAGUGACGUCUUUGAUGAUCGUGAGAAUAGUUUUAGUCCCCCUCUCUUGCCCUUUAGCUUUAGCUCUUCCAAAUUAUAUUUUUCAAUAACACGAAUCCCUGUGAGCUGAUUUAUUGAACUGACCUUUUCCCUUCCAGAAAGAAGAGACCUCAUCGGAUGAGACCCUGAACGAAGAUGAAGACGAGGAACAAGGCGACCCCCACGCUGAACACCAUCUCCUCCUUCAGCCCUACCAUCCACUCGAAUCAAGGGCUUCGACCUCGACGACGCCGCCGUCGACGUCUCAGAGACAACACCCGGUCGACAUGACCAAGCUCAACGCCAAGGAGGAACUCGCCAUAAAUCAACUGACACAAUCGAAAAAUUGGCUCUUGGAGGUGGAAAGGGACGCUUCCCAGACGGUCGACGUGGCCGACUGGCACGCCGCCAAGCAACUCUGGCAGACUGUUCAGGUAAUUCCAAUUCUGAGUUUUCCUUAGUGACGGAAUGAUUGAUUUUAGUGGUGUACUAAGACCCAAAAACUCUCUGAAAGUCUUGAGAAAACAUCUAGUUUUUGUGAUAUUAACUAACAGGCAGAUAGGAAACAAGUUCUGAUAAUACUAAGAAAUUUUCAGGGAAUCGUUGACGAGAUCCGCAUGAGAACAGUUGAAGUGACCGCGACGCAUGACGCGUCGCCUUCGAAAGUUGUCCGACAGCAGGCUUUGCAAUUGGUUCGUUUUUCUGUCUAGGAAACUCGAGUCCGAUUUUUCAAAUGGGACUUACUGUAUAUUUCCACUUUUUGCCUUAAAACGCAUUCAGAAUGGAUUGAGACGCGUAGCGGCUGUGAUGCGGUUAUUUUUUUCAUCAGAUUCUUUCAAAAUUUUCGUCAAAAAGUUAUAGUCUGUUCAGAUUUUGAAUGUCAAUUAGAAGGACGUCAUUCGAAAACGCUUGGCUCACUCUCUGAUUGGUUUAUCGCGCCAUUAGGGGGCGGAGCUUCAGCGAGGAAUUGAAAUUUUAAAUCUGAACAGACUAUACGAUGAAUAGAAAAACCUCACAAUGUGCAAGUUUAAUGGGAGAGAGUGAUAACAAAAAGAUCUCUUUUUGGUUUUUUAUAUUAAGACCGCAUUGGGAAUGGAUUGAUAUGCUCAGCGGUUCGGUGCGUUAAUUUUUGUAAUCAGAUUCAUAAUAUAGUGUUUCGAAAAUAAAGUAAGCUCGAAGUGGAGAUGUCAAAGUGAGGUUUAUUCGGAAAAAUAGAUGAACAAAAGCUGUUUAGCUUCUUUUUUUUUCUUAGAACCGUACAGGGAAUAGUUUGAGAUGCUCAGCGGUUUCGGUGCGGUUCAUUGCCAUUUUCAUCAAUAGUUGCAUCCGGAUCUAACCCCUUUGUAUCGAACUUGAAGGAUGAAUGAAAUUGAAGAAUAAUUGAAUUUACGUGUAAAAUUUGCGUCAGAUUGCCGAAAUGACCCGCCUCAUCGACGCCUGUGAACGUCGUUGCGAGACCCUUUCGAGAAUGGGCGAAGAGGCGCGUCUGAAUGAAACCGCCAGGAAUGAGAUGGACCUAUGGCUGCAGGAGGCUCAGGAACACAUUGGUAACUUUUUUGGUUUUUUGAAAACAUUUAUUUUGUUCAAAAUGGACUUGAUUAUCUGGAAACGAUUCAAGUUGCCUCCCAAGUUUUGGAAUUUCAUUUUUUUUUUCACUGUGAAUGACUUUUUUAAGUAAUUUCUUUUUGUUGAAAAUCGACUUGCCUACAUGGAGAGACUCAAGGUGCCUUUAAAAGGGUUAAACUUUCACUUUUCUUUCCAAAAAAGGAGCGAGAUCGAAUAAGGAAGCCCAACUUUAGGGGAAAAACGGGUGGAAGAAUGCUCUGAAGAACUUGUGAGGGCCGAACUGUCCAACAUAGAAAAACUCGUCUCGCAGCUGGAAGAAAGACGGAAAAGGAUGCAGGAGAUGAAUACCAAGGUACAUCUCUUUCAGAAACAAAAAGUAUUUGGCAACUUUAGGCCAAUUCGAUUCUGGACACUUACACGAAGGAUGAAGCUCACAACUUGAGUCAUAUUAUCAGCGCCUUGAAUAUGCGAUGGACCAAGUUCAAUGAUAAGUAAGUUUAAGAAUGAGGUUGAACUUUAGACUUUUAUAUGGAAAUUUGAAAGAAAAUGAAGAUCUCGAGUAAUUUUAUAAGGGAAAUGAUCUGUGGGGAGGUCAAAAUCGCUUCCAAAAAAAUGUCUAAAGAAGCAUUUUUAUAUUUUGCGAUAGAGCAUUAUAAAAAUGAGAAAUAAGAUCUCCAAGCCGAUGCGCAGCGAAUUUGGUGCUUUUAAAAAAAGAUUUUAAUGUGAACGGUUUAUAUAUAUAUUUCCCUGGGAAGGUGUAAUUUUUCAACUUCGUACAUUUCUUGGCUUCUCGAGGAGUAUUCUGGCAUUUUUCACGAUACUCCUAAAACAAAAUGAAGACAAAAUAGGAUUUGAAGAAAUUUUCUUAGUUUUCCGGCCUAUUUUCAAGAAUAUCCUUGUAAUUUUUUCUUUUCCAGCAUCCGGAUCCGAAGAGCCGUUCUAGAAGCUUCUCUGAGAAGCCGUGGCGAUUUCCAUUCGGCCCUGGCCGAGUUUGAACAAUGGCUCGAGAAACAGGAAAACGUUCUGGAUACCCUGGAUGUGGACACUCAGAAUCCGCAGGCGAUCAAGGACACUUCCAAGAGGAAACAGUGGACUUUUACCCAUAAGGUGGACCCUAAGAAAUGGAUACCUUAAAAAUGAAGCUGUAGCUUAAAAACAAGCCGAAAAGAACGGAGUUUCCUCCCUAAAUUUUGACUUUCGUCAAAUUUUUUUUUGUGCUUCUAGGAAAAGCUGGGACAGAAUAUUAAAUUUUCCCAGCAAAUCCGGAAGUUCAAUCCCCACUGUCUUGAGACAGUGUUUAAGGAGAACCCCAUGAUUUUUUUUUUACCGAUUUCAAGUCAUUUAGUGAUCACUGAAGCGAUUCAAAUCCCUCUUUAGUGUUCACUUGGAAGCGUAGAAUCUUUCGAGUUUUGUUUGAAAGAAGGAAUUUUUUUAAAAAUUAGAAAAAAAUAAAUUUUUUUCUAUCAAGGGUGACUUCAUUGAAUUUGUUAUGAAAUUUGAAAGUUUGAGAAAAAAAGGGUUUUUUUAUAUCUUUUGAUUUUUUUAGCUUGAAUUAAGGCGUAAUUCUAUAUCUUUGUAAACUUUGAAAUUAUCUAUUUAUUUUAAAACUUUGAAAAAUUCAAUUUUUCAGAACACCAUGGCAGAGCUUUCGGCACAUGAAGCUGUAUUAAAAGCUGUCGAGGACAUGGGAAAACUUCUUGUCGAUGGUAAAUCUUGUGAAAUUUAGAUUUUAUCGGGUUAGAAAAAAUUAUAAAACUAUGAGGUUUCCCGUUUCAGAAAAAGUUCAGAUUUAAUAGUAUGGAAACGAGUUCGCUAUUCUGUUCAAAUGGAUUAGAAACAUUUUUCAUCACCAUCCUACUUCAAUCGGCACAACUAAAUUUUAGCUUGUUGGGGGAAUUCAUAACCUCGCGCGUAUGUCGCUUUUGGUCGGGCGCGAGUCGACGAAAAUGCCGCGAAACAGAUGCGCACAGAGUCUGUCUAACCGCGAUACUAACGCUUCAUGAGACCGACGAUACCUUCAAGUUUUCAAAUUUGUACAUACCUAGAAACAGAAAAGUGAUUGAUUCAACCUUCUUCUUGCUGAACCUCAAAAAAAAGAUUAUUAUUUUUUCAAGACGAGUAAGAAAACGGGAAAUUUGAGACUUUUGCUAACGUCAGGCGGAUUUUUUCAGAAGCGAAAAAAUUUCAUCUGAUAUAGUCUUUUUUCGUAUCUUGAAAGUGUCUGCGCCUCUUUGUUUCCUCACCGGUGAGGUUAGAGAAACAGGGAAACAGCAAGAAGACAUGAGAGGGUAACCGAGAGACAGGGAGAGCGCAGAGGCCGUGGAAAACUGACUAGAUGGAAAAUGAAAGUAGAAAAAUGAAUACUAAACUUUUUAGGCCUUGACAAUGGCCAAGAAAAAGUUUCGAUGCAAGCGAGAGUUUCUCAGUUGUCACAACGAUGGGCGACCAUUAAAACCACGGCUCAAAAUGUUGGGUUCGUUUUUUUUUUGUGAAUUUUUAUUUUCAGAGCAAUGUUCUAAAAAAUUCAUGCAUACAUCCUCCUUGUACAUUCUAACCUGUCUGCGCCCUCUUUUCCCUCACCAUAUCAUGGAAGAGCAAGGGAAAUUUAGGUUUUUGACGUUUAAGCGGCCAGGUGUUUUUUUUUUUAGAAGUCCUAGUACUACUAGACCACUGAAAACUACUAGAGUGGUUACUACCUUCUAUAAAGAUAGUUCUAGUGGCCACUUUAGAGCCCUCUCCAAGUAGUUCCUGAGGAACCUCUUAAGAGGCCCCUAGAGUUUUUUCCCAGAACAUGGAAAAGAAUCACAAAUGUUUAGGGAAAGACUCGAGAAAGCCGAGCAAGAAUGGGAGAAGCUCAGCGACACUUUGGCCUCACUUUUGGCUUGGAUUGAUUCGAAAUCUGUUAAGGUGAUUGGAAAAAGCAAGAACUGAAAAGAAGAAAAGGUGGAUUCUAGAUUGAAGAACAACAACCGGUGGCUGGGAAUCUUUCCCAAGCCAUGCAACAAUCGGCCUACGUCAAGUCAGUGUCCAGAGAGAUGGAACAACGCAUCCCGGCUUAUAAGAAUACGGUAGGUUCUUGGUAGGCUUUGCGGGCUAGGGUACUCUAGUUGAUUAAUAAAAAAAUAGAUAAUAAUCAGAAUUCUGUCGUUUACAAAGAGAGUUUACAAUGCAGUUUCAAGACAGUGGGAAAGUUGAGUUUUUUUGAAAAUCAAGCAAAAAUUAAUCAUGGAAUCGAUUUUACUGUUGAAAAAAAAAGAUGAUCAAUUUUUCCUUUUCUUGAUAAAUAGUUUUUGAAAUUUAGUCCUUGCUCUAAAUUUUUCUUUUUUUUGAAGAUUGCCGAGGCUCAUUCGUUCCUGAUGCAACACGACUUAAGGCCAAAAAUGCAGUCGGCCCGAGUUUUGGAUGAUGGAAAUGAUGAUGGUUCGAUUUUUUUUUUCGAGACCUGAUCAAAUCUUUCCAAUUUUAAGAACUUGGCGACAUGGAACAACGGCGUCGAGGCCUAGAAAUUCAUGCGAAUUGCGAGAAAUUGAAGCAAAAAUGGGCGGAGCUUGGCGUUCAGGUAUUGAGGCCCCUUAAGGGAUUCUUCCCAAAGUUUAUUCCAGGUAGACAACUGGGAUAAGAUCGUCCAGCAAGCCGUGCAGCGUCUGCAAGAAAUUGAGCGAAAUUUAGCCGAAUGCCAACUUCACUUAAGGUACACCUUGAGGGCUUGGAAACAAAUUGUAUAUGUGUACAACAACAACAAUUCUAAAAGUAUUCCAUUGACAAAUGACAGGACAGAAACUGGAAAGUGAGGAGUUAGAGAAUUCGAGGUUUUCAAUUAUUUUUAAAGAUGGGUUUCAGACGCUUAGUGUUUUUUUUCUCUGAAAGUUUUCUCAAAUAUUUCCUUUGAAGGAUGGUACCUCAUAGUUGCUGCCUGAUCCAACUUCUAUUUCUAAAUAAUUAACUUUAAAAAUUGGCGAAAGUGACGCGUUGCGUACGCGACGCGGCUUUUUGGCGAGCAAAUUGAGGUCAAAAAUGAUCCGCCUUUCUUCCAAUUGUUUCUCUCUUUUUGGCAGUUUUUUCAUAACUUUCAAUUUUUUAUCGUUUCGAAAAGCUUCAAAUGAACGAAUAAAAGUAUAAAAAUGAUAAGAAGGUUUUUUUUUUUCCAUGAUUGCGUUUAAGCCCGAGCUGCCCGCCAAAUCCGCGUCGCACACGCAACGCGUCUCCCUUGCCAAUCAUAUCAUGAAAAGAAAAAAGCUAAAAAUUGUUCUAGAUUCUAGAUUUUUUGUUUCCUUAUUUAUCAUGUUUUCCGAAAGGCAUUCAGAGAGUUCCAACCCAUUUUCUUAAAACACCAUCAGGAUAUCCUUUUCCAGCUCUGUCGAAGCGGACGUCGAAAAACUCGAAGUGGUCGAGAAAAUCCACCUGGAAGACCUGAAGGCGGCCCGAGAGGAAACUGAAGCCCUGUCGAGGAAAGUCGACGAAGUCCGACUCCACAUCGACGACGCCAACGACGCCACCGGACGUCUUCUGGCGGCGAAUCUCCCUUUGGAUCAACAUACCAGAAGUCAAGUCGAUAAUGUCAAUCGGAGGUUGAGGAAAACCAACAAAGGAAUAAUCACAAUCAAACUUAGAUAUGCGACCCUGAAAAGUGCGGUUCGAGUGAGGCAGGCGGCGUUGAAAAACGCCCUUUCGGACUUCGGACCGUCUUCUGAGCAUUUCCUGAACCAAAGCGUCACGCCCCCUUGGCAAAGGGCCAUCAGCAAAACGAACCUUCUGCCUUAUUAUAUUGAGUGAGGAUAAAGCUUAUAAAAAUAUUUUCAGAGCUUGAAACGCCUUUAAAACCACAUCGUUUUUUUUAUUUUUGAAUUUAUUUCGGUUCUGAAAAUUUAUAUGUUUUGGAAACGUUUUGAAUAUUUCGAAACGCCUUCAAAACGCCAUUUUAUUAUGAAUUUCCUUCGACUUUUCGUACAUUUUCCUGUCCUGAAAAAUUAUCAGCUGUUUUUUUACGUUUUCUUUUUCUUAGUUAAAGCCGUAAAAAUGCAUUUAACUCUUAAAAAACCUUCAAAUUUAGCCAUACGACCGAGAAAACCCAAUGGGAACAUCCGGUUUGGGUGGAGAUGUGCAAGGAGUUGUCGCAGUUCAAUCGCGUCAAAUUCAUCGCCUAUCGGACCGCGAUGAAGCUCCGAGCUCUGCAGAAGAGACUCUGCCUGGAUCUGGUCGAUUUGCCGCUUCUGGAAAAGGUUCGAGAAAAAAAAGGUGUUAUAGUCGAUUCACGGUUAGCUAGGGGGAACUAAGGGGGCGUGGCCUGUCUGUGCUCUCCACCAAACAGGCACUAUUUCUCUUAUUAUCGAGUCGGAAUCUUUUUUUUCGAUGGCUUGAGCCAGCGUUAAUCAGCUAUGACCACAGUGACCCAAUAAAAAUUGCAAAAAUCUUUUUUUUUUUGCUCAGAAAAAAAACUUUGAGGAGCUUUUCCACGGGCUUAGUCUAAAAAAAGGUCUUUAAAAGGCCUCACAGGUUCCUUUUCUCUAGGCAUUUGAAAAAAAAAACCUUUUUUUAAGAGAAGAAAGUGAAAAAAAAGGAGAUUCGGAGAAAAUUUUGACCUCUUUUUUUAUAGGAAAACUCAAAAAGGAGCUCUAGAAUCUAGUCUAGAUUUUUAUUUUGAGGUUUUUUUGAGGCCGUUUGAACUUUUCCCAUGUCCAUUAAGCCCAUGAUUCGAGAAUAGAAAAAUUUUGAUUAGAUUCGAAUAAGUAUCGAAUUGAAGAUUUCUGUGAUUUUUGUUGUCGAACCCAAGUUUUUUCCAGACGUUCUCCAGAAUGAAAGGCCUCUCGGCAGAGGAAUGCCCAGGCCUGGAAGGCAUGGUCUGCAGUUUGCUGCCGACUUUCGAGCAACUCCAUCUCAAAUAUCCGAACCAAGUGAAGAGCGUCUCCCUGGCCGUCGAUGUCUGCAUCAAUUUCCUUCUCAAUCUUUUUGAUCCGUCAGUUUUUGAUCAACUUGAGUUCUAAUCGAAUUUUGAAAUUAAAAAAAAUUGUUUUUGACAUUUUAAAAUUUUACUUUGACAAGUAUUUUUUAGCUCCCGAGACGGUAUUCUUCGAGUUUUGUCCUUCAAAAUCGCCCUGAUCGUUUUCGCCAACAUUCCUCUGGAUGAGAAGUACAAGAGUGAGUUUGAAUGGAAAAUAAAAGAAAUGAUGUUUUUUCUCAGUGCUUUUCCAAUUGGUUUCCCAAGAUGGACAGGCGAGUCAAAAGCAAAUCGCCCUCCUUUUGUAUGACUUGAUCCAUGUGAGUUUAUUUCCUUUGAACCAUGGUUCCUGGGGAAAUUUGAGAUUUUCUACACCCAGUCUCUUAUUGGCUACUUUAAGCUGCUGUCUUUCUCUGAGCCCUCCUUUUCCCUUGCCGACCCUCUCAUAAUGACGCGCUAUUUCAUGUUUCUCUGACCUCGCCGGUGAGGGAACAGAGAGACGCAGACACUUUGAAAAUUUCAAGUUGCGGCGAACUUAUGACUUAGAAUUGUUCGGAAAAUUGCUUUUUUUUUCAGAUCCCAAGGCUCAUCGGAGAAUCGGCUGCGUUUGGCGGCUCGAACGUAGAGCCGUCGGUGAGAUCUUGCUUCGAGGCGGUCCGAUUCGCGCCGACUAUCUCUCAGACGGGAUUCCUGGACUGGAUGAGAAAAGAGCCGCAGAGCGUCGUCUGGCUCGCCGUCAUGCAUCGUCUCAUCGCUUCUGAAGACACUAAGCAUCAGGUUAGAGGCUGUCAACUGUGAAAUAUGUGUAUUGUAUGUCAGUGAUCAUUUCUUGUCGUUCAAAAAGUCGUUGAAUAAAAAAAGGGAAAUUUUAGCUUUCCCGGUUUAAAAACUAUACGUACUUUGAUCUUUACAUGAAACAGUAUGUCUUCUCUGUCCUCUUUAAUGCUCACGCGUUGUUUUCAUAUAGUUAUGAUCUCACCAGUGAGAGAAAAGAGAGCGCAGACAGAUCAGACUGUUCCAACAAACAAAGAUUUUGAGAUUUACACUUUUUCCAUAGAGCUUUUAGGCUGUUCAAUUGAAUAAAAUGAAAAAAAUAGGCUUAAACUUUUUUUUUCGGCUAAAAACUAGAGAAAGGUACAUACACAGGGUUGCUUACCGUACUCGCUUCACUGGAUUCUGCGGGAAAGUCAGUAUAUUUUCUAGAAAGUUACCAUCCAUAAUAGAUAGAUAAGAGGACUGAAGGACCAAUUAUGAGAAAAAUUGUUUGAAAAAAAAUCAGCUUGAAGCUGCAAGAUUUUGGAGCAAAUAUUUGUAAAUUAGUAUAAAUCGAGCGGUCUCAUGACGGUGAGCUCUAGAGAGAACGGAAAUUUAUGAUAGAAAUAGAGUAAGAAAAAAAAAGAACACAAAGAACGCCAUUUUUGGAGUUUCACUGUUCUCUUUCAGUCGAAAUGCAACGUCUGCAAGAUGUUCCCAAUCGUCGGCCUUCGAUAUCGCUGCCUUUCCUGCUUCAACCUCGACAUGUGCCAAAACUGCUUCUUCAGCCAGAGAACUGCCAAGAAACACAAAUUGAAGCAUCCCAUGCAAGAAUACUCGACGCCGGUAGAGAUUCUAUCCAUUAAAAAAAGAAAAUGAUCAUUUCAAGACGACAUCUUCGGAAGACGCGCGAGACUUUGCUCGGAUGGUCAGGAACAAGUUGCGGAGGAGCCGAAGGACUUUGGCUUAUCUACCUGUUGAGGUAUAGUCGAUUACGUAUAGAAAUUAUCAAAAUGCUUUGAAAGCCAAAUAUUCAGAAACAUCGGUAGAUUUUUAAAGGACAUACAACGAAUUUUCAUGCUCAGAAGCUGAAAUUUUAAAGGGUUAUAGCUAAUUCCACGCCAACUUGUCACGUCUUUAAUUUUCUCCGAAAACCCUUCAGGAAAGUUUCCCUUCGAUGCAGACGGACUGCCUCUGA